GUACGUCAUAGUCACGUGGUAAGAUUUGAACUCAAACCUGCACUCGCGCAACAACGCUGCUGUUAGCAAGCAACAUUUCGGAUAUAUUAUUCAAGCGGACUGCGACGAAACAGGACUAUUUGAUGACUUUCGGAGGUAACAUCGCUCAGGAUGGCUUUAGGGUUUGAAAAAUCGAAUUGCUUGAAGAUGGAUGAACUGUCGCCUCACGUUUGGAGCACUCCAGGCAUCCCACUGGAGACUGCGGCCCCGUCCCAGAGGAGCCAGGCUCCGGAGGAACUCGCGUCCCAGCAGGAGGGUGACGUGCAGAUCAUGUACUGUAAAGAUCAGGUGUAUCAGGGAGAUGCAGAGUUCAGUCUGGAAGAGCUCCGAGCGCAGCGCUACUACAAAGCAUUGAGCGAAAAGGCCUCGCACCUGAACAAACUAAAGCAGGACCUGCAGCUUCAGAUUGAGCAGAAAAAGAGACUCAUUCAGCAAAGAAACGGCACAGCAGAGAAACAGCAGAUUGUUCAUGAGGAGGCCAGUUCUUCCUUCCAGAAAUCUUCAGGUUCAUGUGAAUCUGCCGCUGCUGUGGUGAAAUCGGCUCCGUUCAGCAUAUACAGUGAGCAGGAGGAAGGCUGUGUGGUGAGCAGUAAAAGUUCAGUGAGGCGAGAGGAUGACAUGAAUCACAAUGGAAGCGACGCUAAACUGCAGAAAACAGCAAAACCUUUCAGUGUUUUUGAUGAGAAUACAUUGACAAAUAAAACAUCCUCUUCGGCGAACCGUAAAUCUCUGAAGCUGCCCACCUUGAGUCUGAAAGGGCCAAAGCCAAAAGCAGAGCGCUCUACUGACAAAGACGCGUCCAUCUCUCGCUCUGAGGAAGCCAUCAUCAACGGCCACUGGAAUAAGACUCUGUGCCGGAGUCCAGACGACACGUGUGAAUUCGCCCGUGCCGCCCAGCUCGCCUCCACUCCGUUUGCAGGAGUCGAGAGGCCAAAAGCGUCCGAAUCGGGCCUGAUGGAGAAUCUGAGCCGAACGGUUCCAGAAUCCAGUAAAGCAACGAACUCUAACGCGAGCGCCGAGGAGAAAAAGCUCAGUCCUAUCCUAGAGAUCAGUCAGGAGUCUUCCUUCGCCACCUUUACCCAGGAUCCCAUGAAGCGCUGUAAUGAGCCUGAGAUCAGCCGCGCCGUGGAGAGGCCGGAGACGCUGCUGGAGGAAGUCACUGAAUCGGAGGACGUCUGCGGUCUGGACGUCAGAUCCAGGUUGUAUCAUCAGGCAGACGUGACGUCAUUCUCCAACUUCCAGCAGAAAACCGGCCGUGUGCCGGACGCCAGCGGGGUCGAUGACCUGCGUCUCGAUGGAGAGAUGCUGGUUUACCGCGGUAAGUUGGAGACGCUGAAGGACUUCACUCUGUACUCGUCUGGAACCGCUGCUGUCUUUCUGAAGGUGGACUGGUCUGCAGUGCCGUGGGAUUUCUUCAUCAUCUCGCAGCUCCGAGCUCGACGGUCACGUGACGAGCCGGAGCGAGACGUCCAGAUCUGCUGUAAUGUGUUUGAGAACGGCUGCAUGACUCUCUGGAGGAUUCCUCACGGAGACACCCUUCAGGAUCUUCUGGCCGAGCCUGUUGCUAGAGAGGAUGUUUCUCUGCUAGUCGCUCUGUUGCUGGAGCUGGUGAAAGAGUUUCAUUCCUGUCGAGUGGUUCACGGAGGCCUGAAGCCAGAGUCGCUGUACUUUUACCACAGCGGCAUCACAGCACUAGAUUUCUCAAACUCGGUGGAUCUGCAGCUCCAGACUGACGUCACAACAGCACAAGCUCUUCCUUCUGCUCAGAAAUACAUACAGCAGGGUCUCCUGUCGCCUUCUGCCUCACCUUAUCAGGUCGAUCUGAUCGGCGUUGCAGAAAUCGUUCACAUGCUGCUGUUUAAUCGGACGAUGAAAGUGACGCAGGAAAACUCGGCCUGGAGUUUGGAUGAAGGAUCUGGAUCUCAGCACAGCAUCCCCGUCGAGCCUUUAUGGAAGCAGUUUUUCCACAUGAUUCUGAAUCCAGAGGAAAAGUCUUCAGAGCUGCUUUUGUCCGUGCUCAUCGCUAACGUGAGGAACAACUUGUGAAGUCAAGCUGCACUCAUUUGUUGUAAAAUAAUGCCAUUUGUUAAAGAACAGCUCCGAUUAUGAAUUGGUGGCUAUGGUAUUAAUGUUAUAUAUUGCUUUUUACACAUUAAUAAACUAUUUUC
Molecule: messenger RNA, 2207 nt
Organism: Sinocyclocheilus grahami
Lineage: Eukaryota; Metazoa; Chordata; Actinopteri; Cypriniformes; Cyprinidae
Product: mitotic checkpoint serine/threonine-protein kinase BUB1 beta-like
Exons: 17
Coding region: 151-2085 (644 amino acids)
Biological process (GO): meiotic sister chromatid cohesion, centromeric; mitotic spindle assembly checkpoint signaling
Cellular component (GO): nucleus
Molecular function (GO): protein kinase activity
Source: RefSeq, a predicted model, not a curated record